UUGUGUCCGAAAUCAUGCGGGUUGUGCAAAUGUAGCGGAAGUCACGUAUUGCAAAGUCGAUGCAAUCGAGCCGGUCAAGCUGUGGAAACGCGUAUCACGUAUCGACCACAUCCAGUGCAUCACAUCUGUACCACCAGUAUCGAAAAGAAGAAGGUGGCCUGUGAAUUCUGUCCGAUUGGCCAAUUCACUGUGAUUCACGAGUGUAACGAGGCUUCUGGGAAGCGUCGUAUCAGCCAUGUUCGAGCCCAACUAGUCCACGGGCCGCAACCGCAGUUGCCAAACAGUAUCAAGAUCUACAAACCUCGCUGUGCGAUCUCUGUUCAGAACGAACUGCUGCCGUGCAAUGGAUGUUUGGCCAGUGAAUCGGAUCGAAAAACGGUACUUCCCUGUCGACGUCGAGCUCCACAUCCUACUGACUCGGAGCCUGUUUAUCAGCUGAAAGUGAUCACUGAGUACAUGGUUAAUGAACAUGGCUGUUGUCAUGUGCGACGAUCCGAACGUGUCUUCCCUUGUGACGGAUGCCCGAAAAUGCUGAUCGGAACUGGCCCGUGCACACACGGACAUCGGCUACGUUAUUUCCUAUUCUUCACACGUCCCCUGACCGCUAUCCACAACCCCGAGACCAAAUGCAUUCCUCACACAGUGACCAGAAAAGAACCGUGCGAAUCGGACGGUGCUCGGAUGCAAGGUGAUUCCUUAUGA
Echinostoma caproni is the source of this 702-nucleotide messenger RNA. The record is from the annotation of a GenBank genome assembly. Lineage: Eukaryota; Metazoa; Platyhelminthes; Trematoda; Plagiorchiida; Echinostomatidae.